AAUUAACAAUAUUUUCUAAAAAUACUUACGAUCCAAGUUUUUCUAAUUCAACCUUUGUCGCAUUUCUAUGUUCUUUGUUUCACGACCUGUCUUUAUCAUAGAUUAUAGUACGAUGACGUCCAUGUUGACUUCGCAGGUGAAAACAUAGAAUCCCUCUUGACAUACCUUCUCAACAAGUCUUUCCAGAUUUACUUAAAUUCGCGUUCUUUUUUUUUGACUGAACGCUUUAUAACAUAUCUAUUCAAUGGCGAACGAGCAUGAUCCUUUGCUGCCAGUGCACGAGCAAGAUGUAAACGAUCAGCCAAACCGCGUCUCAUGGAGAUUGAGAAAGGUGCAUUACAUCCUUCUUUCCGUCACUUUUAUGGCCAUUGGAUUUUUCUUCUUUUUACCGUUUCUGGCCAAAAAGAGAGUAGGGCCCAAACCAAAGUACGCCGUGAUGAUGGUUUCAGAUGGAAUGGGACCUGCUUCUUUAUCCAUGAGUCGAUCGUUUGCUGAGUAUAUUACCGGCGAAAAGGACUAUAUACUUCCACUCGAUAAACACUUAAUUGGAAGCUCUAGAACACGCUCUAGUUCUAGUCUCAUUACAGACAGUGCUGCCGGUGCUACUGCCUUUUCUUGUGCUGCCAAAAGCUAUAACGGAGCGGUGGGUGUUUUAGAUGGUGGUAAAGCAUGUGGAACUAUAUUAGAAGCUGCGAAAGAAUCUGGAUACUUGACUGGUAUGGUCGUCACUAGUAGAAUUACGGAUGCUACGCCUGCUUCGUUCUCUUCUCAUGUUGCCAAUCGCUUUAUGCAGAGUUUAAUUGCCGAGUAUCAAGUGGGUAUGGGUCCCUUGGGACGUACUACGGAUUUAAUGUUUGGUGGAGGACUAUGCUCAUUUCUUCCCAAUUCAAGUUAUCAAUCUUGCCGUGCUGAUGAUUUGGACCUUUUAGAGUAUGCUAAAGCUCAACAAAACUUCCACGUACUUUUGGACAGGGCGGAUUUCGACGAUGCAAAGAAGCAACAACUUCCUUUGUUAGGCUUGUUUUCCGGUCAUCACAUGGAUUAUAAUAUAGAUAGAGACCCCAAGAGCCAGCCUUCUCUUACUGAAAUGGUUGAAUCUGCUCUUGAUACGCUCUACAAAGCUUCUCAAUCUACUGACAAGGGAUUCUUUUUGCUCAUUGAAGGUAGCCGUAUUGAUAUGGCUUCUCACAACAAUGAUCCUGUAGCCCACGUCCACGAUGUGUUAGAAUACAACCGUGCUUUCCAAAAAGCUGCUGAAUUUAUAGAAAGAACUGGAGGAGUUUUAAUAUCUACUUCUGACCAUGAAACUGGUGGACUUACUGUCGGUCGCCAAGUUACUCCGGAGUAUCCAGAGUAUCUAUGGAAGCCAGAAGUCCUUGAACGGGCCAGUCAUUCAUUUGAAUACCUUGCAAAAUCGAUAAUGGUCCACGAAGAGUCCGGACUUCAUUCCUAUAUUGAGAAUUACAUUUUCCCAGCUUUGGGCAUCAAGAAACCCACCCGUAAAAUGGUGAACAGCCUCUAUGCUGCGAAAUCGAAUGUCUUCGAAUUAAUCAAUCGCAUGAGUCUUAUCAUUAGCGAACAGGCACAGAUUGGAUAUACUACACAUGGUCACACGGCGGUAGAUGUGAAUGUGUAUGGAACUGGAGAUGCAGCUCGUGACUUAAAGGGAAAUAUAGAAAAUAUUGAGGUUGGAAAAUACUUAGAAAAGUAUUUAGGAAUCUCAUUAGACCAAGUCACCUCUAAAUUGACUGAUGCUCCCAUAUAUGGUGAUCCAGAUCGUGGCUUUAAGGCAGGUGCAUUUGUACACGAAAUAUUGGAGAAACAUUCUGAAAUGAAUACUACCGAAUAUGAGGAUUACUUGGUAUCGUCCGCUAACAAGGGCAUUUAUGUUUAAUUCUAGACAUUAUAUUUUUUACAAGCUCCGUUUGUUUGGCGUCAGACCUUAAAUAUGUAAUUUCUACAAAGAUUCCUGAUAUGAAUAUUCAUGAUAUAUAAUUUAUUAUAGGCGAGCAAUGUCAUAAUUGAACAUUGAAGAUACGUUUUCUUAAGCAUUUGUUAGUUGAUUUUUCAAAAUCCAUUCAUAGUAAUUUAAAUAAUAAAAUAAUUUAGUGAAUA
Messenger RNA from Schizosaccharomyces octosporus yFS286, 2115 nucleotides. RefSeq names its product vacuolar membrane alkaline phosphatase. Gene Ontology annotation, cellular component: fungal-type vacuole membrane. The record is from RefSeq and is a predicted model, not a curated record. Gene Ontology annotation, biological process: dephosphorylation. Gene Ontology annotation, molecular function: alkaline phosphatase activity. The transcript has 2 exons. NCBI's taxonomy places the organism in Eukaryota, Fungi, Ascomycota, Schizosaccharomycetes, Schizosaccharomycetales, Schizosaccharomycetaceae. The coding region runs from base 245 to 1894 and encodes 549 amino acids.